CCUCUGCGGGCGGGAAGCGGCCGCUCCGCCCCGCGCGCGCCAUGGCGCUGUCCCAGCCCGGGCCGCAGGAGCCCGAGGAGCCGUCACCGCACACCCGGCAGCAGCUGCAGGAGUCCGUCCCGUCGGGCCACGCCGAGCCCCGUUCGCCCCCGCAGGAGCCCCCCCCGGCGGACUCCGCCGAGCCCCGUUCGCCCCCACAGGAGCCCCCCCCGGCAGACGCCGCCGAGCCCCGUUCGCCCCCGCAGGAGCCCCCCCCGGCGGACUCCGCCGAGCCCCAUUCGCCCCCGCAGGAGCCCCCCCCGGCGGACUCCGCCGAGCCCCAUUCGCCCCCGCAGGAGCCCCCCCCGGCGGACUCCGCCGAGCGCCGGCCGAGCGCGGCCCCGGGCCUGGGGCGGCAGCUGCGGGUGCUGCUGACGCCGCUGCCCGCGGCGGCCUGGCCGCGCUCCCAAAAGCGGCUGCUGAGCCCCGCGGGGACCCGCGCCCCGGCCGGCAAGAGGCUGUGCCCGGAGCCCGACACCGGCCCCAGAGCUCCCCCCGGCUCCCCGCCCGGCCCCAGCUCGGCUGCCCGCGGCCAGGAUGGGCUGUGGGAUGCGGACAGUGACGGCAGCGACGGGGGAGACGCGGCUCCGGAUGGAUACUCCCACCUAUCAGCCUACGAAAGGAAAAGACUAAAGAACAUUACAGAAAAUGCUAAAUUCUUUGCUGCUCUAAAGCUGCAUGAGUCAGCUGCAAGACUUAACCAAAUUGCAACUAAAAGGCAAUCUCAUGUCACCAAAAGGCGCAAGCCUAAAAAGGUGGAGGAUGAAACAGCCCGGCGGCGAUCCAUGCGCCUGCUCCGAGUGGAGCCACUGGACAUUCCAUUGUUGGAGUCACCUGCCCGGCCAGGAGCAGAGGAAUAUCCUCAGGUUCCAGUCGGACCUUUGCCCAUGGUUCCAGAGGAUCAGGCAGAGAACAGUAAAUGGACAGAGGCCUUGCUGAGCACGUGGAUGAGGAUAAGUGAGCUGAAAGCAGAUGAUGCUGACCGGGGCACACCUGACAUAAAGAGGUACCAGGAGAGCCUGAGCAGCAUGGUGCUGAGUGAGGAGAACAUCAGGAAGGUGGUGAAAACCCGGGUGUGUUCCAUGGCCAUCCACCCUUCUGAAAGCACCAUCCUUGUGGCAGCUGGAGACAAGUGGGGGCACGUUGGCCUCUGGAACGUGAGCUGCAGGUCUGAGGAAGGAGCCCACAUCUUCAUCCCCCACAGCUUCCAGGUCAGCUGCAUGCACUUCUCUCCCUGCAACCCUGCUCACUUGCUGUCCCUCAGCAGUGACACUCUGCGCUGUGGGGAUGUCACCAGGGCUGUCUUUGAUGAGAUCUGCAGGAGUGAGGAAAACUUCUCCUCCUUUGACUUCCUGGAAGACAAUGCCUCCACUGCCAUAGUGGGUCACUGGGACGGGGGCGUGGCUGUUGUGGACAGACGGACCCCAGGGAUGUCGUCGGAGCUCUCUGUGGACACUGGCUUCAGGAGGAUACGGACAGUCCACGUGCACCCUGUGAACAAACAGUAUUUCCUGGCUGCUGGCUCAGUGGAUGUUUGUGUUUUCGAUGUUCGGUACCUGAAGGCCAAGGGGAACAAGCCCCUGAGCUCUCUCACAGGACACACCAAAAGUGUGGCCUCGGCCUAUUUCUCCCCUGUCACUGGGAGCAGGGUGGUGACAGUGUGUGCUGAUGACAAGCUGAGGGUCUACGACACCACAUCCUUGUCAUCGACUGUCACAUUGCUCAGCUCCAUCAGACACAACAACAACACGGGCCACUGGCUGAGCCGCUUCAGGGCCAUCUGGGACCCCAAGCAGGAGCACUGCUUCGUGGUGGGCAGCAUGGCACAGCCCAGGCAGAUCCAGGUCUUCCAGGACACCGGGAAGUUGCUGCACUCCUUCUGCAAUGUGGACUGCCUCAGCUCCGUGUGCUCCAUUAACGUUGUCCACCCCAGCCAGAACAUCCUGGUGGGGGGCAACUCCAGUGGCCGCCUUCACGUGUUCAAAGACUAGAAGUGCCUUAGAUCUGUAUUUUAUAACUUUCUGCUUUGACUUUGUUUAUUCCAUGUUAAGCAGUUCUGAAGCUGACUGUUGAUUCUCAGGACAGAAAUGUACUUUGAAAGUCUUAAAAUAAAUCGUUUAAACUA
Molecule: messenger RNA, 2164 nt
Organism: Corvus hawaiiensis (hawaiian crow)
Lineage: Eukaryota; Metazoa; Chordata; Aves; Passeriformes; Corvidae
Gene: WDR76
Product: WD repeat domain 76
Exons: 13
Coding region: 42-2030 (662 amino acids)
Biological process (GO): regulation of DNA damage checkpoint
Cellular component (GO): nucleus
Molecular function (GO): protein binding; DNA binding
Source: RefSeq, a predicted model, not a curated record